Messenger RNA from Caenorhabditis angaria, 1576 nucleotides. The record is from the annotation of a GenBank genome assembly. Lineage: Eukaryota; Metazoa; Nematoda; Chromadorea; Rhabditida; Rhabditidae.
AUGGACGAGGAAGAAGUGAAAGCGACAGAAAAAGUAGUCAACGCAUUUUUCUACUAUCAAAAAUAUGGAAAAGACAAAAUUCUGGAAAUGAUCAAUCAAAUGAGAAAAAUCCCGAAUGAACAUCAGAUUAAAAUUGGAGAAUCUUAUAAACAACAUAUUCGAAAUGUGACACAAAGAAUGGAACACAAUUAUGGGUAGGUAUUUAAAUAAGAAAAAGUUAGUUUUGAGAAAAAAUAUGUUUUUUUGAAUUUUAAAAUUUAAAAAAUAAAACGUGAACCUUCACGCCAGAUGUUUUAUAAUUUCUCGUUAUUUCUAAAUUUUGCAGUGUUCUCAAAACUAUCAUAAAUUAUGGUGCUGGAAUGUUUGGAGAAGAAGCGAUGAAAGCUCUUCGAAUUCAUCAACUUCGCCGUCCAACUCCUGAAUAUAUGUCAAAAGUUCUAUCAACAAUCAGACAAAUUUGUCGAGAAUGGUCGACUGAUGGAAAUCCAGAACGAGAAGCCACAUUUACACCAAUAAUUGAGGAAUUGAACACAAUUUAUGAGCCUGAAAAUCGACAUAAUAUUCGAAUUUUGGUACCUGGUUGUGGAUUGGGAAGAAUGGCAUAUGAUUUGAUAAAUGAAGGAUAUACGGUGCAGGGAAAUGAAUUCAGUAUGUUUAUGUUGAUGACGUCGUGUUUUAUUUUGAAUGCGUGUAAAGAGGUUUGUUAAAUUUUUACUAGGUGGAAAAUGGAAGUUUUCGGGAAUGGAAAAAUAUUGAAAAAUAGUUGUGAAUUAUACUUUUUGAAAAAUAAUUCUUUGGAGAUCACAUUUUCCUAUAUGUUAGUAUUUUUAAAUAUUGUAUUCAACCAAUCAAAAUCGCUUGAAUAUUUUCCACAUAAUUUUUGUGGCAAAAUUUUAUUCUAUUUUUUCUAGGAAAAUCAAUUCACAUUAUAUCCAUUCAUCUUUGACAAAAGUAACAGUUGGAGUUAUGAAGAUCAACUUCGACCAAUUCAAUUUCCUGACAAAUGUCCAAAUACAGUUGGUGAUUCAACAACUCGAAAAAAUGCAUUUUCAAUGUGCGCCGGAGAUUUCAUGGAAGUUACCGCAAAUUCGAGUUUUGAUGUGAUUGUGACAGCAUGGUUUAUUGAUACAGCACACAAUGUUUUGGAAUAUAUUGAACAGAUUUAUAAAUGUUUGGAACCGAAUGGGAUUUGGAUUAAUUGUGGACCACUUACUUAUCAUUUUGAGGAUGAUAAAGAGGAGGUGAGGGAUGGUGUUUGAAAGGGAAAAAGGAUGUUGGGGGGGGGGGGCUCUGCAAAAAACACAGAUUUGGAUACAUUUUUUUAUUUCCCAAUUCUAAAACCAAAAAGGUUCAUCGAUUUAAACCGUAAAAAGUUUUUUAGUUUUUCUGUCAGAAAUGGGGCCAUUUUCAGAAUUCCAUCGAACUUCCUUAUACUGAAAUCAUCCGAUUGGUCAAAGAAACCGGGUUUGUUGUUUUAAACGAAAAACAAAUUGAUAGUCGAUAUACUGUAAAUCGAAAAUCCAUGUUGCAAAAUUUGUUUAGUUGCGCGUAUUUCAGCUGUCGAAAACCGGCAUAA